UUAGCAAGAUGAACCUUCUCCUUGGUUGACAAUAUCGUUGCGUCGUUGCCCCUCCAUUGAUCCUUGCCUUUUGAAUGUUUGUCGGGUGGGCUCAGAUCUCGAUUUAUUCAACGCUGGUAAUUCUCUAAACUGAACAAAGUAGAGAAAAAUGGGAGAUCAGGUAGGGAAAGCGGAGGAAUAUGAGAAGAAAGCAGAGAAAAAGCUGAGCGGUUGGGGUCUUUUUGGGUCCAAAUACGAGGACGCCGCGGACCUCUUCGAUAAGGCUUCCAAUUUGUACAAGCUCGCAAAAUCCUGGGAUAAAGCCGGAGCAUGUUAUGUCAAAUUGGCGAAUUGUCACAUAAAGGUUGAUAGUAAACAUGAAGCUGCCAGCGCUUAUGUUGACGCUGCUCACUGCUAUAAGAAAACAUCUGCAAAGGAGGCGAUAUCUUGCUUAGAGCAUGCUGUAAAUCUAAUGUGUGAUAAUGGAAGGCUCAGUAUGGCUGCUAGGUAUUACAAGGAAAUUGCUGAAUUAUAUGAGUCAGAGCAAAACAUAGAGCAAGCUAUUGUUUUCUAUGAAAGAGGUGCAGAUAUGUUCCAGAGUGAGGAAGUAACCACCUCUGCAAACCAGUGCAAGCAGAAAGUUGCUCAAUUUUCUGCUCAACUAGAGCAGUAUCAGAGGUCUAUAGAGAUUUAUGAAGAAAUAGCUAAGCAGUCCCUCAACAAUAACUUGCUGAAGUAUGGAGUUAAAGGGCAUCUACUUAAUGCUGGUCUAUGCCAUCUUUGCAAAGGUGAUGUUGUUGCAAUUACUAAUGCCUUGGAGCGUUAUCAGGAGCUGGAUCCAACUUUUUCAGGAACACGCGAAUACAGGUUAUUGGCGGAUGUUGCUGCUGCCAUCGAUGAGGAAGAUAUAGCGAAGUUCACUGAUGUUGUCAAGGAAUUUGAUAGCAUGACCCCUCUGGAUCCCUGGAAGACAACACUUCUAUUGAGGGUAAAAGAGAAGCUGAAAGCCAAGGAAAUGGAGGAGGAUGAUCUUACCUAAUAUCUUAUGUCUAUGUUAUGUUGUGUUGUUUUGGCUUUCCCCAUUGUUUGAUUUUAUUAUGUCAUGAGACAACUAAAUUUGUAUAUCCUAUUACUGCAUAUAUAUUUGGUUUGGGUUUUAACAAAAGAGUGUGUUAUGUACCUUUGGAA
Messenger RNA from Tripterygium wilfordii, 1167 nucleotides. RefSeq names its product alpha-soluble NSF attachment protein 2-like. The transcript has 9 exons. Gene Ontology annotation, molecular function: syntaxin binding; soluble NSF attachment protein activity. The coding region runs from base 149 to 1018 and encodes 289 amino acids. The record is from RefSeq and is a predicted model, not a curated record. Gene Ontology annotation, biological process: intracellular protein transport; SNARE complex disassembly. NCBI's taxonomy places the organism in Eukaryota, Viridiplantae, Streptophyta, Magnoliopsida, Celastrales, Celastraceae. Gene Ontology annotation, cellular component: SNARE complex; vacuolar membrane.